Acytostelium subglobosum LB1 is the source of this 762-nucleotide messenger RNA. RefSeq lists its product as hypothetical. The record is from RefSeq and is a predicted model, not a curated record. The annotation marks the transcript as partial. NCBI's taxonomy places the organism in Eukaryota, Evosea, Eumycetozoa, Acytosteliales, Acytosteliaceae. The transcript has 4 exons.
AUGAUGAUGAGGAUCUUUAUCACACUAUUGGUGGUAGUGAUCACUUUGGCCUCUUUGGCCUCUGCAGCCAGCAACUGUCAGUACACCUCACAAUCGGGUGACAAGUACGAUUUCUCUGGAAUGGUCAACGCAACAUCAUACGUAUUCAACUCGAAUUCACCAAAGAUGACAUACUAUUGGAACGUUUGUGAUGUGGCACACAGCUGCAUCAGCAUGUCAGUGAGAACUGCCUCAUGUCAGAUCAGUGGUGGAUCAUGGUUUGACACUGGAAGUUUGGAUCAAGCUACAUGGAGCGACCUUGAAUCUGGAAAGGGUGCAACAGUUACAUACGUUGGUGAUGGAAAUCCUUGUGGAAACGGUGUUAAGCGUACGACACACGUUGGAUUGACAUGUUCGAAUGAACCAACAGCCGUUGUCAGUGCCACCGAGGGUGAUAUUAAGUGUAACUACUACAUUCUAAUGACUAGCAAGUUUGCCUGUCCAGGUGGUGGCAGUGGCGGCAGCAGCUCUGGUGGUGGCAAUGGUCCAAAAUCAAACUUUAUCGGUGGUGGCUGGAUAUUCAUCAUCCUGCUUUUGGUUGGAAUUUUUCUUUACAUAGGCAUUGGCAUUGGAGUCAACUACAAGGUUCGUGGGUUGAGAGGAGGAGAGAUGUUCCCCAACAUUGAGUUCUGGUCGUCCUUCCCAGGACUGAUCAAGGAUGGUGUCCUUUAUAUCAAGGGCAAGGUCACUGGAUCAGGUGGAAAUGGUUCAUACCAACAAGUC